UUUUAUCACUCCUCUUUUCUUCCACGCAAACCCAAUUCCCUUCUCUUCUUCUUCUCCUUCGACCAAUUCGAUUUAACCCAAAUUCUCUUCUUCUUCAUUGAAAUUUCCACCGCCUCAAGGACAGAACAAGCCCUGUUGGAUUCUCUUAUAGCUGAACUUCGCUUUCACGUCUUCCUCUCUCCUCUUCCCUUUGUGGGUCGCUCCAAAGGUUUUAUUGCUGCAUUCACCAUCAAGUCAUAGAAUCUUCAGGUGGUAAAGUGGGGAAUGGACUGGCUCUGUUGGUCAAUCGUCCGUCUUUACGAAUGAUGAGUGGGGGACCAAAACCUCCAAAUGUAUUCAACUUUUUUAAAUGGCAACGUGGUGAACCCUCCUCGUCUUUAACCACUGGAUUACUCGAUAAUGCGUCGCACGAGAUUGAGCUAUCUAACUACGGGGGAGUACCAAGCCCUGGUAGCGAGAGCCCGUCUGGGCUUCUUAAUGGAGAGAGCUUAAAUGUUCAACCAAUCGCUGAUUUGGAUCUUUUCUUCGAGAAGCUUUAUAGUUACUAUAGGGACAAGGGACUUUGGUGUAUUAUCGUUAAGUGGGCUGUUGAGCUUCUGAGUCUUGGCUUCAUUAUCUGCUUCUCUGGGUUUUUCUUGUUGUAUGUGGAUUGGCAUGGUCUUCAGAAUGCAAAAUGUGGGAUGGAUGCAGUUGAAUCGGGAACUAAGCCAUGUGAUCUUGUUAAAGAAGCUAUCCAUGAGCACCCUCUUUCCCCUUUCACGCUCACAACGGCUAUUAUUGUUGGAUACUUGGCACUCUUCUCUGUGUACUGGCUCUUCUGCUUCUUAAGGUUCUUUGCUCAGUUGAAGGAUACUUUGGACUUCCGGCACUUUUACUACAACAGCCUCCGUGUGACGGACAAUGAAAUCCUGACUAUGCCAUGGGAAACAGUCCUUGAGAAGGUUGUUCAGUUACAGAGCUCACAACGUCUUUGUGUUGUUAAGGAUCUUUCAGCUCAUGAUAUUGUUAUGCGUCUUAUGCGGAAAGAAAACUACUUGAUUGGGAUACUCAACAAAGGUCUGCUUUCUUUCCCGAUUUGCCAUUGGAUCCCUGGUGCUGGUCCAUUAGUCAAAACUGCCUCUGAUGGGACACAACAUCAUCUUGUGUUGACAAAGACCCUUGAGUGGACCCUGAACUGGUGCAUAUUGCAGAGCAUGUUUGACUGCAAUUUUCGUGUUAAAAGGGAGUUUGUAUCAGAUCCUACAGCACUGAAGAAACGGUUAUUUGUGGUUGGGAUUGCUAUGCUUCUGCUGUCACCAUUUCUUGUUAUCUUCAUGUUGGUGUAUCUCUUCCUAAGGCAUGCUGAACAGUUUUACAAUCAUCCAAGUACUGCAUCUUCUAGAAGAUGGUCCAAUUUGUCUAGAUGGCUCUUCAGGGAGUUCAAUGAGGUUGACCAUUUGUUCAAGCAUAGGAUUAACAGCAGUGCAGAACACGCUUCCGAAUAUCUGAAUCAAUUCCCCUCACCUAUUAUCUCCAUUAUUGCAAAGUUCGUCUCGUUUGUGUCUGGCGGCUUUGCGGCGGUGUUAAUCAUCAUUGCGUUUCUCGAAGAAUCUCUUCUAGAGGGCCAUAUAUUCGGUCGCAAUUUGUUCUGGUAUGCUGCUGUGUUUGGAACUAUUACAGCCAUUAGCCGAGCUGCUAUUUCGGAUGAACUUUUGGUCCUCGACCCCGUUGGAACUAUGGCUGCGGUUGUGCAGCACACUCACUAUAUGCCUAAAAGAUGGCGUGGUAAGGAAAACAAAGAUGAUGUCCGUUUGGAGUUAGAGACUCUGUUUCAGUAUACUGGAAUGAUGUUACUGGAGGAGAUAGCUUCGAUUUUCAUAACACCGUUUUUACUGAUGUUUGUCGUGCCAAAGCGGGUUGAUGAUAUACUGCAAUUCAUAAGAGAUUUCACAGUUGACAUUGAAGGUGUAGGCAACGUUUGCAGCUUUAGUGCUUUUGACUUCGAGAACCAUGGGAAUACUAAGUAUGGCUCACCACGUAAUGUAUCUCGUGAGAAGAGAAGCUCUCAGGGGAAAAUGGAGAAGUCAUUCUUGAGUUUCCAGAGUAGUUAUCCAUCUUGGGAAUCAGAUUCUCUUGGGAAGCAGUUUCUAUCCAAUCUCAGAACUUUCCGGGACCGAAAGCUUCAAGAAGUAAACACAAGACACAACACAUACUCUCCUAGUAGGGCAUGGCGAGAAGCUCCUAUCCUUCGUCCUGGUCAUAUAGAUAACAACAGCGUUUUAUACAGAGACGUUCCAAGGAAUCCACGCAAUCACGUUGAUUCCAUGUGGCUGAUUGAUUCAGAUCAGAGGAACCACCCUUAUCUUCUUGACUGGUACUACACUUCUCAGCCUCACAACAGAACCAAUCAUCAGCAGCCAGUAGAGAGAGACAACGAACUCUUGACUCCUAAUCUAAACAUUGCGGACUGUUGGCCUCCUAACCUGGGAGUCCGUGGUGAAGAUAUGGAAGCAAGCACAUCAGGUCAGUUCUUGGGAGAUAGCAUUCUGCGCCAGCCCCAAGCUCAAGGAGAAGAAAACUAUGGGCAUGGUCAUCAUCCUCUUGAUGGUAGGAACCAGUGGUGGGGAAGAGGCGACGGUUCUCACAAUGGUGCAUCACAUCCCGCAACUGCUAAUAGCUUCAUUGAGCCACCUGAUUUCACAAACCCGUUUACAAGGAACUUGUUAGACAACUCAUGGCAAGGAGGAAGAAGCAUUGAAGAAGAGGAAGAAGAAGAUUGGGCAGAUGAUGCAAGAAGGAACUUGUCAAGAACAACAUUCAUGGAUGGUGAUGAUGUUGAUGACAUUGAAGGUGGGAUUGAUCUCCAUUUUGGUGAUGUAUAUAGCUCAAGAACUUCAUGAAACUUCAACAUCAAGCACUACACUAGGGUGAACAACUAUGAAUUUUUUUGGAUUCAAAGUUGUUUUUUUUCUUUUUUCUUUUAAUGGUGAUUGAUAUGGAAAGAUAAAAGAGAUGCUUGUUAAAAGUUUUCUCUUGGACCUGGAAAAGAUGUGGGAAUAAUAUCUUUUUUUUUCUUUUCUUUUUCUAUGUUUCAAGCUAACAUUUCAUGCAAUUCUUUAUUGUUGUAUUAUUGUAUAUAA
Messenger RNA from Eruca vesicaria subsp. sativa (arugula), 3119 nucleotides. The record is from the annotation of a GenBank genome assembly. Lineage: Eukaryota; Viridiplantae; Streptophyta; Magnoliopsida; Brassicales; Brassicaceae.